CCACACGAACGCAGACAUCGCUACACGCGAAUCCAAUCACACUCCAUCCGCAACAGAACAUUCCAGAAGCACCAACCACACACUCCAAUCUCCACCGGCCUAGAACUCUCUCGUCUGUCACGCCCUCCUUUUAAGCCCUACCUUCUCUCUCCAGCAUUUCUCUGCAAAACUCUAGAAAGAGAAAGAGAGAGAUACAAAACAACACAGAGAGAGACAGAGCAAUCGCAGACGAUAAUGGCCGACGAAGCCAAGGCCAAAGGCAACGCCGCCUUCUCCGCUGGAAACUACGCCGACGCGAUCCGCCACUUCACGGUGGCGAUCAAUCUCGCUCCGGACAACCACGUCCUAUACUCCAACCGAUCUGCCGCCUACGCCUCCCUCCACCAGUACUCCGACGCCUUGUCCGACGCCGAAAAGACCGUCCAUCUCAAGCCUGACUGGUCCAAAGGCUACUCUCGACUCGGCGCGGCUCACCUUGGUCUCCACCACUACGACGACGCCGUUUCAUCCUACAGAAAAGGCCUCGAAAUCGACCCUAACAACGAGGCUCUCAAGUCCGGCCUCGCUGACGCUCAGUCCGCCGCCGCAAGAUCGCGCGCUCCUCCGCCGCCGUCUUCCUCCUCCUCUGCCGCCGCGUCUCCGUUUGGGGAUGCGUUUACUGGGCCUGAGAUGUGGGCGAAGCUCACCGCCGAUCCGAGCACGAGAGUGUAUCUGCAACAGCCUGAUUUCGUGAAAAUGAUGCAGGACAUUCAGAGAAACCCUAGCAAUUUGAAUAUGUAUUUGAAGGAUCAGAGAGUUAUGCAAGCUUUUGGUGUUUUGUUGAAUGUGAAGAUUAUGACUCCGAAUUCGGCUGAAGAUAUGGACUUUCCUGAUGCGCCGCCGCCGCCGGAGAGGAAGAGACCUGCUGAGGCGGAGCCGCCGAAGGAGAAGGAGCCGGAACCGGAGCCUGAGCCUAUGGAGGUAGCAGAGGAGGAGAGGGAAGCUAGAGAGAAAAAGGCUCAGGCGCUGAAGGAGAAGGAAGCUGGGAAUGCUGCUUACAAGAAGAAGGAUUUCGAGAAUGCAAUUCAGCAUUACACGAAGGCGAUUGAAUUGUAUGAUGAAGAUAUUUCUUUUCUCACGAACCGAGCAGCCGUGUAUUUGGAGAUGGGAAAGUAUGAUGAAUGCAUUAAAGAUUGUGAUAAAGCUGUUGAGAGGGGAAGAGAGCUUAGGUCAGACUAUAAGAUGGUUGCAAGGGCCUUGACAAGAAAAGCAAGUGCAUUAGUGAAGAUGGCAAAAUGUUCAAAGGACUAUGAUCCUGCUAUCGAGACAUUCCAGAAAGCUCUAACCGAGCAUCGCAACCCGGACACAUUGAAAAAGCUCAAUGAUGCUGAAAAAGCGAAGAAAGAACUAGAGCAACAAGAGUAUUUUGAUCCAAAUAUAGCUGAUGAGGAGCGAGAGAAAGGCAAUGAGUUUUUCAAAGAACAAAAGUAUCCAGAGGCUGUGAAACAUUAUUCGGAAGCUAUAAAGAGGAAUCCCAAAGAUGCAAAGGCAUUUAGUAACAGGGCUGCAUGCUACACGAAACUUGGGGCAAUGCCUGAGGGAUUGAAAGAUGCAGAGAAGUGCAUUGAGCUUGAUCCAACUUUUGUUAAGGGUUAUAGUAGAAAAGGUGCAAUUCAGUUUUUCAUGAAAGAGUACGAUAAAGCUUUGGAAACAUACCAAGAAGGAUUGAAGCACGAGCCUCAGAACCAGGAAUUGUUAGAUGGUAUAAGGAGAUGUGUACAACAGAUUAACAAGGCCAGCCGUGGGGAUUUAAGCCCUGAGGAAAUGAAGGAGAGACAGGCUAAGGCGAUGCAGGAUCCAGAAAUUCAGAACAUCCUAACUGAUCCUGUUAUGAGACAGGUGUUGGUGGACUUCCAGGAAAAUCCCAAGGCGGCUCAGGAGCAUUCGAAGAACCCUGCUGUCAUGGACAAGAUUCAGAAGCUGGUUAGUGCAGGGAUUGUCCAGAUCAGAUGAAAAUGUGGAAAGGGGCAUUGGCAUCUGUUUAAUUGUUCUCUCCUACUGUGUAUUUCUGUGGAUCAAUCGAUAAAAUCUAUUCACUUUGAUAAUUUUCUAGUGUUGGAGCAUUUGUCUUUUUUUUAUUUAAUCUUGUGUCCCUGUUUUGAUUCAUGAUGGAUUUGAGAGCCCAGCCCUCUUACUUUCAGAUUUAUCACUAGGCUUUUUGUGUGCUUGGGAUCAGCUGACCUAGUUGUUUUUAUGAGAAAAUAGAUACACUAUCUACUUUUGCUUUUGGUGACUGGUAUAUGCAUUGUUUCUGUUUGCAA
Camellia sinensis is the source of this 2300-nucleotide messenger RNA. Its product is annotated as hsp70-Hsp90 organizing protein 3. The record is from RefSeq and is a predicted model, not a curated record. Gene Ontology annotation, molecular function: Hsp90 protein binding. NCBI's taxonomy places the organism in Eukaryota, Viridiplantae, Streptophyta, Magnoliopsida, Ericales, Theaceae.